Molecule: messenger RNA, 1011 nt
Organism: Exaiptasia diaphana
Lineage: Eukaryota; Metazoa; Cnidaria; Anthozoa; Actiniaria; Aiptasiidae
Product: scavenger receptor cysteine-rich domain superfamily protein-like
Exons: 3
Coding region: 15-773 (252 amino acids)
Cellular component (GO): membrane
Source: RefSeq, a predicted model, not a curated record
UCAAKAUAGCAGACAUGACUUGGAUUUUCAGACUUUUCUACCUUGCACUAGCUCUUGUUUUUCAAAAUUGUUCAACGCAGAGCAUAUCAACAUAUUUUAAGUGCAUUGAGUUUCAUCGCUUGGAAGCGACAGUUAUCAGUAUCAUAACAGUGAAAAGUAAUUUAGAGUGCUUCAUAACAUGCAAUCGGCUUGUGCCGGAUUGUAAGUCAUUGAACCUGGCGGUCACAGAAAAUGAAGAUGGAUCGGGUUAUGACUGUGUUUUGCUCAACGGACGCGCACCAAAUGAGAUAAAGGCAYCUUUGGAGAAAUCUGCCAACUACAGCCACUACACAAGAAUGACACCUUGUGAGGUUGCGAACUUUUGUUUGAAUGGAGGGACAUGCAUUAACCAUUCCAAUCAACAAGACUUUAGCUGCCAAUGCCUCAUGGGAUAUCAUGGGGACCGAUGCCAGACAUAUGAAAUACGUCUUGUGGGAUCAUCCAAAAGCAACGAAGGACGUAUCGAAAUCUAUCAUAAUGGUCAAUGGGGUACAGUCUGUGAUGACCUAUGGGAUCUCAACCCGAACGSUGCCACUGUCGCUUGUAGGCAGCUGGGUUUCAGCGGUGUCCAGGCUUUCAACACAAAGGAAUUUGGCGAGGGGUCUGGAGCUAUCUUGCUUGAUAGUGUUGUGUGUACUGGUAACGAGAGAAGAGUACAAGACUGCAGCCAUGAUCAUUGGGGUUCUCAUGACUGCAGACAUAAUGAAGACGUUGGCAUCAAAUGUGUGCCUUAAUGCAUAACAACAACAUGUACAAACAAACAGAAAGGUCUCGCAAAAUAGCCAAAAAAAAAUGUAUUAUCUAUAAUAGAUAUAAAAUAUCUGUAAAACUUUUUUUUAUUGGAACUAUUACAAUCUUAGACAGGUUUUAAAAUUUAGGUAUAUACUUAAGUAUUUUAGGUUCAUUUUGCAUCAGGCUGAUAAACAAUUAGAGUGCAAGUCACAUAAGCAUGAAACAAUUAUUUAACUAUGU